Acanthocheilonema viteae is the source of this 693-nucleotide messenger RNA. Lineage: Eukaryota; Metazoa; Nematoda; Chromadorea; Rhabditida; Onchocercidae. The record is from the annotation of a GenBank genome assembly.
AUGCUGCAUUUUGUUGAGGUAUGGGAUUGGAAAAAUCCGGAUCUAAAUGUAUUCCUUCGACUUUCGGUGGGCGAUGUAAUCAGGCCAUCAGUACAUUCUGUGGCCCUUUCCGAAAUCGUCUGUUUCAAUUCACCACUGUCGGUAUCGGGAUGGAAGGAAUUAGAUGGAAAACGACAUUUUCAAUUCAUCGAUGAGAAAAAUGGUAUUGCUCUAGCAAUGGAUACGGAUUGCGCGCCCGCGCUACUGGAGACAUUGAUCUUGGAUGCACCUUUUGAUUGUACUGCCAGUUUCAUGGAAAAAGUAAAUGUGUUGGCAACAAGCUUAUUUGUUGCUCGUUCAGCAUUUCUUCCUAAACUAGGUAAAUAUGGCUGUAUCCUGAUGGAACAGACAUUCGAGGGACCAGUUUCUUUGGUCGACUACCAAAAUCUUGAUUUAAAUGUUUCUGCUAUCUGGAAUCGUGCUGGCAAGGUAGAAGUUGCAAGUGUAAUAGUUACUUUCUAUUCACGUUUUGAAAUCGUGCAACGUGAAAUACGCUUAAACAAUGUGAAUGCGCUGGAGGCUGAUCUAGUUAUACAAUCAUCCACAUCUGCUGCUAGCAAAAUAUCAGUUGAAGCUGAUGAUGGAGGUGUUUUACGAUUAAAGAAAAUUAAAUCUGCAUCACGCACUGAAAUACGGUAUCGUGUUCAGGUAUAA